AUUUAUACAUGUACUUGCACGUGGGUAUGGUAUGCAACCCUGCAGUCUAUUUAUUUAUUGCGGCGAGAAAAAGUUGAGCAAGGAAUCUGGACGGAAUAAAAAUUGGAAAACAAUAAUAUUUUAUCAUUUUUAUCGCCGUGCGUAGUGUCGGAGCUGCGUGUCGAUGACAGCAUGGCGACGGGAAUAUUCGACCUAGAAUUGGAGGACGGGGUUACCAUCAAGUAUGACGGCCGUCGUGUCCCGACAAUUGGCGAGGACGUUGAUGUCGGACAUACUGAAAUAGACCUUGACGAUAUUAGCGAGACGCCAGAGGGCGGGGAUCUAGAGGAGAUAAUGAGCGAUUAUAACACUGAAGAAAUCCUGCUAGAAAAAUCUGGACUUAUCGAUGGUCGCGCAGGACUUGAAGACUUUGAGAUUAAGAAAAUUCUGGGGACGGGAGGUUAUGGAAAAGUGUUCCAAGUCAGGAAGCGCAGUGGACAAGACUGCAAUACGAUUUUUGCCAUGAAGGUCUUGAAGAAGGCGCCGAUUGUGCUAAACAAAAAAGAUACUGCUCACUUGAAGGCAGAGAGGAAUAUUUUGGAGGCUGUAAAGCAUCCUUUUAUCGUGGAUUUGAAAUAUGCAUUUCAAACUGGAGGAAAGCUCUACCUCGUUAUGGAGUAUUUGAGUGGAGGCGAGCUGUUUAUCCAUUUAGAAAGAGAAGGGAUGUUUCUUGAAAAUGAAGCCUGCUUUUAUCUAUCAGAAAUUGUGUUGGCGUUGGAGCACUUGCACCAACUGGGGAUUAUUUAUAGGGACUUGAAACCUGAAAAUGUUCUCUUAGAUGUUGAUGGGCACGUGAAGUUGACAGACUUUGGUCUUUGCAAAGAACAAAUGCCCGAAGGGGAACUUACGCAUACGUUCUGUGGUACUGUUGACUACAUGGCACCAGAAAUUUUGAUGCGUGCAGGCCACGGAAAAGCGGUUGACUGGUGGUCGUUCGGUGCCAUGAUGUUUGAUAUGCUGACGGGAUCUCCCCCGUUUAAUGGCGAGACUCGAAAAAAGACUUGUGACAAAAUUUUAAAGGCGAAAUUACUUUUACCAACCCAUCUUACUCGAGAUGCCCAAGACCUUAUUAGGAGGCUCUUAAAGCGUCAACCUAACCAAAGGCUUGGCUAUGGACCAAUGGACGGUGUUGCAAUACGAAACCAUAAAUUCUUUAAGAAUUGCGAUUGGGAUGAUGUUUUAGCGCGUCGGGUAGAUCCACCGUAUAAACCUCCACUAGCCAGUGAUGAUGAUGUAUCACACUUUGAUACUAAAUUUACCGGACAACCAGCCGUAGAUUCCCCGGAUGAUACUAAGCUAAGCGAGAGUGCAAAUAUGAUCUUCCAGGGAUUUACAUAUGUGGCACCGUCGGUUUUGGAAGACUUUGCCAUGCCUCCCGUAGUGCGUGCUAGUGCUAGAUCUCUCCGUAACACUUUUGAGAAUAGAUUGACGUCAUCGGGAAAUAAUAUUCAGCAACAGAGCUUCGUUUCACCGAUUUCACCUCUGACAGCUUUCGAUUUCCUGGAAUAGCGUGGACUUGACGAGCGAUGGACUAUUUAAAUUAUGUACUUUUGACUUGUGUAUUGACUGUUGAUUCCUAAUUCUUAACUUAAGAUAUAUCUAUGUAUGUAUAUCACAUAUAGUGUAUGUAUGUAGGUGGAUAGAUAAAUUUACUAGUGCUCAAUUUAUGUGGCAACGGCCUAUACAAUCAUAUAUUCCAAUUUCUUACAGAGUUAUUUUUUAUAUGUAUUUUUUCUACCGUGUAUGUAUGCAAGGUUUGUUUCACUUGCUUUGCGUAUGACUUUUGCGUAAAUGUGAAACCAUUAUCGGUUAAAUUGUGUCGUAAAUAAUGAGCAAGAUAAGAAUAAAAUGUUGGUAUUUAAGA
This is a messenger RNA of Folsomia candida, 1903 nucleotides long. RefSeq names its product ribosomal protein S6 kinase beta-1. NCBI's taxonomy places the organism in Eukaryota, Metazoa, Arthropoda, Collembola, Entomobryomorpha, Isotomidae. Gene Ontology annotation, biological process: protein phosphorylation. The record is from RefSeq and is a predicted model, not a curated record. Gene Ontology annotation, molecular function: ATP binding; protein serine/threonine kinase activity. The transcript has 12 exons. The coding region runs from base 172 to 1548 and encodes 458 amino acids.